CACACAAGGGCACUGGGGUUUUUGAAGGUGUGCAAUGCCAGUGUCGGAUCAAUGCUGAAGUGUUUCGAAAGCAUAAAUAACGACGAAAGAUGUAAUAAACAUUUUGUGCUCACUUGCAAUGGAUGACUUAGACCACAGUGUGCUGAUAGCGGAGCAGGACUGGGACUGCUUCUGUACCGAGAGUGAGGAAUGUUCUGUUGAGCAAGCCAAACUUGCAGCCUUAGAUGAGUCCGGCUUUAGUGACAGCGACGAUGACAUAACCUCCACCCAGGUGUCAACUCUUCCCCUCACAAUCAGCCCCGACCAGCUCUCCGAAAAAGAUGAAAGUCUUAAUCAUCAAAUAGGAGAUUACAAAAUCAAGCAUUCAUCUGAGAAUCUGGAAAAUUCUAUUCCUGAAACAGAACCACGGGAUGCUGAGCAGAUGAGAAAUGCUUGUGUACAUGAACAAGAGUUUCAAAACAAAGCUAGUGAAGACAGCACUCUGACUGAGAAGUUAAGAGAAAAUGAUGAGAAUCAAGAAAAUGGCAAGGAAAAAUCAAGCUAUGACACCACAGAGAAAGUUUCUGAAAUGUCCACAGCUAAUUUAAAUCAUGGAAACCGUACAGAUGGUAUAGAAAGGCAAACUGAGGUGACGGAGAGUUCAGCAGCCACCAUAAAAGAGAAGGAACGCUGGUUUGUCACUGUAAAUGACAGCCCAGUCCGUCUGAGAGUAAAGAGUUCGGAUUCACUUCAAAAAAAAAGAAGAAAAAAAAAACGUUGUAAAAACUCAAGGCAAAACAUCAGAGUUAUGGAGGAUGACUCUUCCUUAAAUAACAAAACAGAGGCAGAUAGAGAAAUUAUUGAGAGGCAAACAACACAGGACACAUUCGAACAAGAAAAUUAUUCUUCUGACCCACCCAAUAUUCAUAAUGUCCAAAUCCAAGAUUUUUCAUCCACUGGAUUAUCUGAAGAUGAAGAAGAAAAAGCAAGCUGUGCUCUUGAUUUAAAAAAGGAAAACCUGACAGAAAUUCCAAAAGCUAAAUUAGAAAGAAAUCCUGCCGACUCCCCAAAUUCACAUUUAACUCCCAAACAGCUGCCACAAAUGAUAUUUAAAGAUCUCAGUGGCUCUUUGCCACAGCAUGAGGAUCAUGAAAACACAGCACGCGAUAAACUUGACGAAUCCAUAGAAGAUAAUAACUUUGAAUGUCAACAUACAGAUGAUAAUCUAAACUACUUUAAUAAUGACACAGGAACAGAAAAUCCCAGAUUUAUUCUGGGGAUAGCUCCAUCUUUAGACUCUGAACAAGAAAAAGCAGAACAGCAAGAGCCCUUGGGACUUUUAUCCUAUAAUGGAAAAGAAUCCUCUCAAGAGACGCAAUCUAUUAACACCCCAGGUCCAACUCCACCCAUAUUUGCCAUUUCUUCCUUUUGGGAUGAAAUGGAGAAACUGACAAUAAAUGAUAUUUUGCAACUUAGAAUAGCCAACAGCAGGUCCCUGCCAACAGAAGACAUCGUUCCAGAAGAAAGCAGCCAUGUAGACGUCAUCAACGCUCAUCUUUUAGAGAGGGAUGAGGUGGAAUCCAAAAAUGAGAGUUUAGAAGAUGGCCUGGUAGACGACAUGGCAGAUUCAGACUACUUCACACAUCUGGAUGACUCUAAACCUGACAGAUCCAGCUGCGAAUUUUCCACUUUCUCCGAUUUUGAUGAGGAGUUGAUACAACUUCUUCAUGCGAGUGCAAACCCUAGCCCUGAUCUCCUUGAAAGCAAAGAACAAAUGUUUCUUGAGUCUAUGUGUGCCGUGGAUUUGAAAGAAACUUUGCCAAGUGAAUCAGAUAAGAUAGUGAAGAUGUUUCCGGAAAGUAAUCCUGUAGUAUAUAGUAUGUACUCAGAGACAGAGAUGCAGGACUUAUUUCUAACAACUAAAGAAGACAACAACGUGAAUACUUUACUACUGGACCAAUGUAGCGUGAGAAGAUCAACGCCUUCACCAGUUUUAUCGGUUUCUGAUAUUCUAGAUGAUCAGUGUCUGCUGUCUUUCUUUGAAAUGGCAAACAAUGACACUGAAGUGGAAAAAUACCAGACUUGGACCCCAAGUAGAAAGUCUUUGCUUUGUCUUUCACAAAAUGUAUCAUUGGCUGAGACUUAUGAUGACUUCUUCUCAGAAUUUGAGGUUGGCAAUAUUCUCUUUCCUUCAUUGCAAGGUUCAAGAAAAAGUGAGAAAUCAAUGGUUCCUAUCUAUUCCUCUUCUCGCCCAGUUGUAAGAGACCUAGAACUUCCAGAAUUAGAUGAGGUGAUACACGAAAAUGCUCCUAUCAGAGUUACGAACCCUUCUGAAACAUCAAACAUGUGCUUUAUCACUAGCCAGAGAAGUACCUGGAGAAACCUUUCUCUGAGGCAUACCAAACUUCUAAUGGGAAAGACCUGGUGCAGGAUGGCGACCUCUUGGAGUUUUCCCAACACAGUCAACAUUGUCUGCAAUUAUGGAACAAAAACAAUAUUAAGUUCCUCUAUAACUCAGUCAAGUCAUCCAGUUCUUCUUCUAGAAAACCAGGCCCUCAGACAGACGACAGAACAUCAGACACAAAUUGGGGAAACUGUAGCAAAUGCAGACAGAGAUCGCUUCCUCUUUUCCUUAAAGCAGGCAGACAUGUGCCUUGUUUGCAUUGCAUUUGCAUCUUGGGUACUGAAGUCAAGCAACCCACAAUCUACAGACAUGUGGAAAACAGCUCUUCUGGCAAACGUGAGCGCAAUCUCUGCCAUCCAGUACUUGCGGCGAUACGUAAAAGAAGGAUGAACUAUAAAAAUCUAGUAUUAGAGCUUUCUCACAAGGGGGCCAGUGUACAGGAGAGGGUUAAUUUUGCACAAAUUCACACCAAACACUUUAGUAAAUACACAUAUUAGGUUGUAUUCCAUGUUUCCUAACAGUCUAAUAUUUUCAUGUAAUAUAUUCAUGUUACAAAAUAGGUGUUCGAUCAAUAAAUAACUUAUCAAAGGACAAUUUCGUUAAAGUAAAGCAUACAAAGCAAAGGAGGAAACAUUAGUUUAGUUUUUUCCCAUACAAACACUUGUUCAGUUAGAAGACAUAUAUUGCUUUAGAUAUGUUGAUAUGGACCAGAAGUGACCACUGGUAAGUUUCGCGUCAGUUAUAUUCAGGACUCAAGCUGUGCUAUACAUAUUUAUAUAAUUCACAAUUAAACUAUUUUGCAGUGUACAUAUAAAAAACAUUUUUACCGCUCAAGAUGUAUCUAUUAAAUGCAAAAGGAAAGGGAAAAAAUCAUGCGGCCAAAGCUUUUUAAAAAAAAAAAUCCAUAUUGUUUUUGGAUGAAGAAACAGAUUUGAGUACAUUUGUAAAGAAUAUACAUUUGCACAUAAAAUGUUGUUGGAAGUUACAGUGCAUCUGGGAAGUAUUCAAAGCGCUUCACUUUUUUCACAUUUUUAAUGUAACAGCCUUAUUCCAAAAUGAAUUAAAUUCAUUGAUUUCCUCAAAAUUCUACACACAAUACCACAUAAUGACAAUGUGAAAAAAAGAUUUUUUGAAAUUGUUGCAAAUUUAUUACAAAUAAAAAAAAACUCUAAAUCACAUGUACAUAAGUAUUCACAUCCUUUGCCGUGACGCUCUAAAUUGAGCUCAGGUACAUUCUGUUUCCAAUGAUCAUUCUUGAGAUGUUUCAGCAGCUCACCUCACAGGAGUUCACCUGUGGUAAAUUCAGUUGAUUGGACAUGAUUUGAAAAGGUUUUGUCUAUUUGAAAAGUACCUGUCUAUAUAAGGUCCCAGGGUUGACAGUGCAUGUCAAAGCACAAACCAAGCAUGAAGACAAAAGAAUUGUCUGUAGACCACUGAGACAGGAUUGUCUCGAGGCACAAGGCUGGGGAAAGGUUACAGAAAAAUUUCUGUUGCUCUGAAAGUUCCAAUGAGCACAGUGGCCUCCAUCAUUCUUUAGUAGAAGAUGUUUGGAAGCACCAGGACUCUCCCUAGAGCUGGCCGGCCAUCUAAGCUGAGUGAUCAGGGGAGAAGGACCUUAGUCAGGGAGGUGAUCAAUAACCCGAUGGUCACUCUGUCUAAGCUUCAGUGUUCUUCUGUGGAGAGAGGAGAACCUUACAGAAGGACAACCAUCUGUGCAGCAAUCCACCAGUCAGACCUGUAUGGUAGAGUGGCCAGAUGGAAGCCACUCCUUAGAAAAGGUCAUAAAGCAGCCCGCCUGGAAUUUGCCAAAAGGCAUCUGAAACAAAACUCUCUGGUCUGAUGAGACUAAAAUUGAACUCUUUGGAGUGAAUGCCAGGCAUUACAUUUGGAGAAAACCAAGCACCGCUCAUCACUAGGCUAAUACCAUCCCUACAGUGAAGCAUGGUGUUGGCAGCAUCAUGCUGUGGGGAUGUUUUUCAGCAGCAGGAACUGGAAGACUAGUCAGGGUAGAGGGAAAAAUGAAUGAAGCAAUGUACAGAGACAUCCUGAAUGAAAACCUGCCCCAGAGUGCUCUUAACCUCAGACUGGGGUUAUGGUUCAUCUUCCAGCAGGACAAUGACCCAAAGCACGCCGCCAAAAUAUCAAUGGAGGGAGUGGCUUCACAACAACUCUGUGAAUGUCCUUGAGGGGCCCAGCCAGAGCCAAGAUCUAAAUCCUAUUGAACAUCUCUGGAGAGAUCUGUAAAUGGCUGUAGACCGUCGCUUCCCAUCCAAGCUGAUAGAGCUUGAGAGGUACUGCAAAGGGCAAAAAUUCCCAAAGACAGGUGUGCCAAGCUUGUGGCAUCAUAUUUAAAAAGACUUGAGGCUGUAAUUGCUGCCAAAAGUUUAUCAACAAUGUAUUGAGCAAAGGCUGUGAAUUUGCAAUAAAUUUGCAACUAUUUUUAAAAAUCUUUUUUCACAUUGUCAUUAUGGGGUAUUGUGUGUAUAAUUUUGAGGAAAUCAAUUAAUUUAAUCCAUUUAGGAAUAAGGCUGUAACAUAAAAAAUGUGGAAAAAGUGAAGCGCUAUCAACACUUCCCGGAUGCACUGUAAGGAGGUAUAAAAAAGUGCCAGAAGUAUGACUGCUGCUAAGUGUCAAAUGUUUCUAUCACACAUAAACAGAGACUGAUGUCAGUGUGAUAGGGGAAAUCAUAUAUAUGAAACAGCCUCAAAAA
Danio aesculapii is the source of this 5094-nucleotide messenger RNA. It is a transcript of the gene perm1b, whose product is annotated as PPARGC1 and ESRR induced regulator, muscle 1. Gene Ontology annotation, biological process: response to muscle activity; regulation of DNA-templated transcription. The record is from RefSeq and is a predicted model, not a curated record. NCBI's taxonomy places the organism in Eukaryota, Metazoa, Chordata, Actinopteri, Cypriniformes, Danionidae. Gene Ontology annotation, cellular component: cytoplasm; nucleus.